Emiliania huxleyi CCMP1516 is the source of this 504-nucleotide messenger RNA. RefSeq lists its product as hypothetical. The annotation marks the transcript as partial. NCBI's taxonomy places the organism in Eukaryota, Haptophyta, Isochrysidales, Noelaerhabdaceae. Gene Ontology annotation, molecular function: actin filament binding. Gene Ontology annotation, cellular component: actin filament bundle; actin filament; cytoplasm. The record is from RefSeq and is a predicted model, not a curated record. The transcript has a single exon. Gene Ontology annotation, biological process: actin filament network formation; actin filament bundle assembly.
AUGGACCGGCUCGAGCCAGGCGCGGUCGACUGGGGCCGCGUCGAGGGCACGCCAAAGAACAAGUACGAGACGGUGGCCAACUGCAACUACGCGGUCAAGGUGGCCAAGGAGCUUGGCCUCAAGCUGACGGGCAUCUCGGGGCAGGACAUCUCGGAGGGCAAGGAGAAGCUCAUGCUUGCCGUGUGGUGGCAGCUGAUGCGCAAGGACUUUAUGCAGUUCCUCGACGACCUCGACAUGGACCAGGCCUUUGUUCUUUCGUGGGCCAACGCCCAGGUUGCGCGCAGCGGCGCCGACAUGCAGCUGUCUCGCUUUGGCGACCCGGCCAUCAAGAGCGGCGUCUUCCUGCUGCAGCUGAUGAGGGCGGUCGCGCCAAAGGCCAUCAAGGAGGACCUGAUUCGCCCGGGCCACUCGGAGCUCGACCGGCAGCUCAACGCCAAGCUCGCCAUCUCGACGGCGCACAAGAUGGGCGCCCGCGUCUUCUGCGGCUGGCAGGACAUCCUCGAG